Messenger RNA from Wasmannia auropunctata (little fire ant), 3869 nucleotides. RefSeq names its product erythroid differentiation-related factor 1. The transcript is spliced from 9 exons. Lineage: Eukaryota; Metazoa; Arthropoda; Insecta; Hymenoptera; Formicidae. The coding region runs from base 156 to 3737 and encodes 1193 amino acids. Gene Ontology annotation, biological process: positive regulation of DNA-templated transcription. The record is from RefSeq and is a predicted model, not a curated record.
CUUCCAUCUAACAAUAAAACGUGUGCGGACUGCGGUGUGGACACACUGGAGGACAUAUAUAUUUACUGUCAACCUUUUCUGUGGAUUAUAUACUCCGUCCUAGAAAUUUUCGGACACAGUGAAUAUUUUGUAGUCACAUGUAACGGUGUACGAAGAUGUCGAAAAAUUCAGAUAGCGACAUUGUUGAGAUGAAAUCGAUGGCUGUAGCUAUACCGCCAGAUUCCCCAAAGAAACCUGUGAAAUCAACCGCAGUAGUGAAAUAUUCUGCUGUUCAAACACCAGUGACGUACGCUCAAUUACAAUGCAACACUGACUUGAAUCAUCCGCCCAGUAACUGGCUCAGUAGCUCGGCGGAGAGUUACGGUCUGCAAAAUGUUUGGUCUCAGAGCACAGGAUUCUCCAGCUUUCGCAUGGCCCACAUGUUUCCCGAUUGCGUCGGUGAAGUGGACGUGGUGUCAGAUGCCGAGAAUAUAAAGAAGUUACUCAAGCUGCCUUACAAUAACGGCGUGAUUUCGAUGAUGGUGCAUCGCAUCGAAAACACAUUGUUGCUGGACGACUUUGACAUACACAAAUAUCUGCUGAGGCAAGCCGAGAGCGAUUGGGAAUGGCUGAAAAAGUUCUUCUACGAGAACAUCUUUGAAAGUCUCGGCGACAAGGAGAAGCGUCUUUCUCAUAAGGCGUACAGUAGAAAUAGUUUGCAGAAGAGGAACCUGGUGUCGAAAUUUUUGUAUCGUUCUAUAGUGCUGGCGGAUAAAAACAAGCAGAGCGAGAAACCUCAGUUACCUGUGAAACCGUUGGAGCCGUGUUUACCUGAGCCGACGCAAGAGGAGAAAGUACCUGAUCCGAAUUACAAUCAUAAUUUCGCGAGGAAUGUCGUAUGGACAUUUGAGAAUAUACAGAUGCUCGUUGGAACGGACAUGCCGAUAUUCGGCGGUCAGACACAUCCGUGCAUAAGUCUGCGACUGAGAGAUAUGACAGAGCCUAUCAAUGUCCUAACAGGAAUAGACUACUGGUUAGACAAUUUAAUGUGCAACGUACCGGAAGUAGUGAUGUGUUACCAUUUAAGUGGCAUUGUACAGAAAUAUGAACUGAUAAAGACGGAAGAUCUUCCAAAUUUGGAUAAUUCGAAAUUUAGUCCUAAAGUAGUUCGAGAUGUUGCUCAGAACAUCUUAAGUUUCUUAAAGAAUAACGUGACAAAGGCUGGUCACACCUAUUGGUUAUUUAAGGGUAAGGACGACGAUGUUGUGAAACUAUAUGAUUUGACAUCAUUGUGCAACGAUGUUUCGGAGGAGAAGGGACAAAAUCCCUUUACAGUGCCCGUUGCAAUGUUGUUAUACAGAGUAGCUCGCAACAUGAAAUAUUCCUCCGAUUGCCAUCGUUAUCAGGGUACGAUCAGGAUGCUGCUGAAAAAUUGCGUUCAAUUGCUGGCCAAAGAGAAAUAUCCGCAAAUUGUUACAUCCGCGCAUUUUAUGCUUUCGGACUUGUAUAUACCGUCGGAUACAGAUCCAGCCAGUCCAGGAUUAAGGGAUCAAAGCGACGAGGAGGAUGUUAACAGUGAAUGUGAUACGGGUCAAGAAAACGAAAAAGAGGAGGAAGAGGAAGAAACUUGCGCAAUUAAGUCUUUGACUUUAGCCAACAUGAAAGAGCAAACGGAACGUGAGCAGCCAAAGUACAAGGCACCUCCAAUGUCCGGUACUUUAGAAGAGAGAUGCCUGUCUGGAUUAGAACACGUUAUGCACGGGCUCGAUUGUCUUCAGUAUUUUCCGACCGACGACAGCAACGACGAGGAGCAGAAGAAAGCGGAAGAAGAAUAUGAGAAAGAGAAGAGGAAAUACGAGGAGAUGCAUCCUAAUGUAGCGAAACCCUUCCAAGCGAUUCCCAUGCCUUACGCUCCAUUAAAUCAACAAGAGAAGAAUGCCACGUCCGAAGAAAAAACUUCGGAGAACCACAGUCCCGCGCAUAAAAAGAAAAACAAACAGAGGAAGAAGAAAAGCGAAAAGAGCAUUACGAAGGAAGUAGCGAACGUGAACGCUUUGUUGUGUAAACCGAAGACGGAAACGCUGCCGACGUGGCAAGCGCCGAAAAAGAGCGACAACAUUUGUUGGAGCGCUCAUUUGAAAACAUUAUUAUACGAGAAAGCGUCCUUGAUAUUCGCUGUGCUCGCCGAGAACGAAUACGUGAAUAAAAAUUACGGCGUCUCCUUGAGAUACAUGCUGGAGGUAUUGUAUUGCCAAAAAAUAUUGGAAAUCUUCUGCGGCGUGAGAAACGAUAAAUCGAUUAGUUAUUUAUUGGGUCGCGCGGGAGACUGUUGCUUUAUGACGGUGCAAGACUGGUGCAACGUGGAGAAACAUAGGAAAGAUUACAACACGAAGAACGAAAUGGAGGAGAAAGUAGUUGAAGAACUAUUCAGUAUGGAGGAUCUGGAUAUGAAUGGUGCUGAAUUAUUGCCGAAGGGAUUAGACAGUUUAGAAUCUACAUUGGUUUCGUCGUAUAAAUGUUAUGAAAAAGCUCUGUCGUUGGAGUCGAUGGACGUGGACAAGAAUAACUUGUUGAGGCGAUUAGGGAAUAUUCACAACGAGUUGGGUGUUCUUUACAUGAAUCAAGCGGGCUCUCGAUAUCAGCAAGAAAACGAAACGGACGAGUUAAUAAAUUUACCGGAUGUAACUACGCUUUUAACGUGUUCGUUGACUCACUUGGAAUCUGGCGUUAAAGCUUUCGAGACUGUUCACGAUGAGGCGAAUUUAGCACUUUUGCACUCCAAUACCGGUCGACUUAUGCGGCUCUGCGCACACAUGCACGGCAAACAAAAUACGCAGGAGCGUCAUUUUUACAACAAGGCGCUUGUGAGCUAUCAGAAGGCUCUGCAGGUUUUGGGCGAUAGGAAAACGAAUGCGGCAAUAUGGGACACGGUCAUGUGGGACUUCUCGACAACGUUAUACACGAAAGCCUCACUAUUGCAGGAUUAUCCUACGACGGAAUAUAAAAGUGAGGAAGAAUUGGAGAGAGAAGUGGUAGACACUCUGCAGAAGGCACUGAAAUAUUGCGAUAUAGAUACGCCGGGACCGCGUCAGCCGGUUUAUCAAUUCCGCGCUGCGACCAUUCAGCAUCGAUUGGCUUCGUUAUACCAUCGCGUGUACAGAGAAAUCGAGUCGGAUACGGAUAGCGGCAAGAAAAAGACGAGUUUGCAGCUGUGCAAACUGUAUUAUGAUAAAGCGGCGAAGCUGUUGCUCUCGUUAGAGCAGAGCACGGAAUAUUUGACGGUUCAAAUGGAAAGGGUCGCCCUGGCGGAAUACCAAGCGCGUAACGGUACUACUUUCAAUAGUAAGCUAAAAGCGUAUCAAAAUGGCCUGGAAAUAAUAUUACAAUGUAUAACUAUUAUGGAAAUACUAUGCGAACGAGGUAAUGCAACGAGACAGAAGGCAAUCGAUAAUAAAACAGAGGAUGAUAAUGCUGAAUGUGAGAAAGUGGCCGAAGAACAAAAGUUAAUGGAUGACGAAGAAAACCUCAUAGUUCUGUUGGAACAGAGAUUACAGUUUCUUCUACGAUCGUUAACCAAGCUGUUUCUGAGCAAAAGUCCCGUGCACAAUAAGAAAGAGCAUGAGACACUCGCAAAUCUGUACAAGCAGUGCUACAUUCGAACGUUACGACCAGACACAAUGUCUGGAUUUACUUUAGUAAAGCGUAUGACGCAAAUUCUACAAGAACUCGAUCAUAUGUUAAAGCAAACGGAAUCUUGAUUAAAGUAUAAAUAAUCCCAUGUACAGUUAGCGAUUUAACGGGGGAAACCUGGCAUAAAUCGUUAAAAAAAGAAAAGGUAAUUUUACGGAAUUUUUUGAAGAAACAAUUCAAUUUUUUAAAUUUUCCUUAUU